Messenger RNA from Momordica charantia (bitter melon), 1175 nucleotides. RefSeq names its product DNA-directed RNA polymerase. Gene Ontology annotation, biological process: DNA-templated transcription initiation; transcription elongation by RNA polymerase I. Gene Ontology annotation, cellular component: RNA polymerase I complex. NCBI's taxonomy places the organism in Eukaryota, Viridiplantae, Streptophyta, Magnoliopsida, Cucurbitales, Cucurbitaceae. The record is from RefSeq and is a predicted model, not a curated record.
GCACGUGUAGAUACCGCUCCCUGUUUAUAGUGUUUUUCUCCGGCCGCGGCGGGUUCUUCUCCUCCUUGUUUCGAUGGAGGGACUGAAGGUUUCCGAUGCCAAUUUGGUCGUUUACGUUCACCCUUCCAAAAGUAAGAAGGUUUCGCAGGCGGUGCUGCGGGAGCUCGGCGCUAUGCUUCUCAAGUUUGAUGAAAGAUUUGAAGGCGUGCUACUGGCUUAUGACGCCAAAAUUACUGAUAAAAGUGCAAAGAUUCUAUCUGGAGUGCAUCCCUAUUUUGGCGUGACACUAAAGGCAAAACUUUUGCUUUUCUCUCCAAAACCAAACAUGCUUUUAGAGGGAAAGGUGGUGAAGCUUAGGCAAGAAUCGGUCCAUGUUAUUGUCCUAGGUUUUGCUUCUGCUGCAAUAACCGAUGAAGACAUUCGAGAUGAAUUCAAGCAUAGAACAAAACACGAGGAAGAAAUGUUUGUCAGCAGAGCUCAUAAGCACCAUGUGAUAAAGGUUGGGACAAUGAUACGAUUUUUGGUGAAGAGUUUUGAUGAGGAAAUAUUGCAUAUAUCUGGAUCGUUAGUUCCAUCUCACACAGGGAGCAUCCAUUGGUUGGAGAAGAAUUCGAUCGAGGGUUCAGUAACUGAUAGGAGAAGAAAGAAGACAAGAGACAACGAGGGAGAAUCAUUGUUGCAGGAUAGUGUUGCUACCGAUGUCAAUGCACUUAUCUUGAACAAUGACCAUCAGUCAAAAACCAAAAAGCAGAAAACUAGCAGAAUAUCUUGAAGGCUGCUAAUUGACAUACAGCAUAGAUCGUUUCUGUAUCAGGGUGGUGAUGAUAGACAUAGAGCAGAGAUCCCCUUCCAUGGUAGAUCCUCAUUGUUCUCCUCUUGUAAGAAAUGUUAUACCAGGAUCUGUGUGGAUGGAUAUGCAUGCAGCUUCCCAUUUUUGUAACUGUUUUGAAGAAAUGGCCCAAAUUCAUAUAUGGGCUGUAGGCUCAAUAGACAUUGGUGAGUGAAAGAUGUUUUCCAGCCCAAUCUGGAGUAUGUAGGGGAGAGGAUGACAGAUGUCAGCAACCUAAACACUUUCUAAAAAUGUCUGAGAUUUGGACAUUAACACAAAACCAAACACCACACCGUUGGUUUAUCAAUCAUUAUAAUGAGGAUACGGUUUCGGGUUUACAAGUACA